Messenger RNA from Coffea eugenioides, 838 nucleotides. Its product is annotated as 60S ribosomal protein L12-like. The record is from RefSeq and is a predicted model, not a curated record. The transcript has a single exon. NCBI's taxonomy places the organism in Eukaryota, Viridiplantae, Streptophyta, Magnoliopsida, Gentianales, Rubiaceae. The coding region runs from base 135 to 635 and encodes 166 amino acids. Gene Ontology annotation, cellular component: cytosolic large ribosomal subunit; ribosome. Gene Ontology annotation, molecular function: large ribosomal subunit rRNA binding; structural constituent of ribosome. Gene Ontology annotation, biological process: translation.
AUCCUUUAACCCUAGACGCUAAAACCACAAUCUCCGUCCCCCUCCCCCCAUUGCUGUCACACUCUCUCUGUGUAUCUUUUCAGCUCUUUCUUCCCUAACCAGCAGCAGCACCAGCUUCCGCCGUCGGAUCCGAAAUGCCGCCGAAGUUUGAUCCGACCCAGGUGGUGGAAGUGUUCGUCCGGGUCACUGGCGGCGAAGUUGGAGCAGCGAGUUCCCUCGCUCCCAAAAUCGGGCCACUUGGUCUCUCCCCAAAGAAAAUUGGUGAAGACAUCGCCAAAGAAACCGCCAAGGACUGGAAGGGCCUCCGCGUUACCGUUAAGCUCACCGUUCAGAACCGUCAGGCCAAGGUGGCGGUGGUCCCCUCCGCUGCCGCUCUGGUCAUCAAGGCCCUGAAAGAGCCCGAGCGCGACCGCAAGAAGACCAAGAAUAUCAAGCACAGCGGCAACAUCUCCCUCGAUGACGUCAUCGAGAUCGCCAAGGUGAUGAGGCCUAGGUCCAUGGCUAAGGAUUUGAGUGGAACUGUUAAGGAGAUUCUUGGGACUUGUGUAUCCGUCGGCUGCACGGUCGAUGGGAAAGACCCAAAGGAUCUGCAGCAGGAGAUUACUGACGGCGAUGUCGAUAUCCCGCAGGAUUAAGAGUCAUAUUUAGUACUAGUAACAGACAUAACUGUGCCUUUCUCUAUUUAUUUUGGAGUUUUGUGCCUGCUUUUGCUUUUCUUUCUCUUUUUUUUUUCCUUUACCUUUCUUUUUGGAUAAUGGGAAACUCAGAUAUCGGAGACUUUGUUAAUUUUUCAUAAUUAAGUUUUGGAUGGAGCUUUCAGGAAUUGUUGUUAUCGUUA